AUGGCCGGAGGCGCGGAGCGAGGCCGCGGGGGCGCGGGCUGGGGGCUGCGCGGCGCCCUGGCCGCCGUGGCCCUGCUCUCGGCGCUCAAUGCUGCGGGCACGGUGUUCGCGCUGUGCCAGUGGCGCGGGCUGAGCGCGGCGCUGCGAGCGCUGGAGGCGCAGCGUGGCCGGGAGCAGCGCGAGGACAGCGCCCUGCGCGCCUUCCUGGCGGAGCUGAGUCACGCACCUCACCGGGCGCCCACGCCACCGCCAGACCCUGUGAGCGCCGCGCGCAACAAGCGCAGCCACGGCGGGGAGCCGGCGCAGCACAUCCGCGCCGAGAGCCACGACAUGCUGUUGAUGAUGACCUACUCCAUGGUGCCGAUCCGAGUGAUGGUGGACCUGUGCAACAGCACCAGGGGUAUCUGCCUGACAGGACCACCUGGCCCAGCAGGACCUCCAGGAAUUGGUGGGUUACCAGGACACAACGGAUCAGAUGGACAGCCUGGUCUCCAGGGCCCAAAAGGUGAAAAAGGAGCAAAUGGAAAAAGAGGAAAAAUGGGGCCACCUGGAGCCACAGGAACUCCAGGGGAAAAGGGAGACCCUGGUGAGCUGGGCUUGACUGGAAACGAGGGCCCAGCAGGGCAGAAGGGUGACAAGGGAGACAAAGGGGACGUGUCUAAUGAUGUGCUUCCUUCAGGUGCCAAAGGUGACCAAGGCCCACCCGGCCCACCUGGGCCCCCGGGCCCUCCGGGUCCCCCAGGGCCCCCUGGAAGCAGAAGAUCCAAAGGCCCUCGUCAGCCAAACAUGUUCAACGGCCAGUGCCCAGGUGAGACGUGUGCUGUACCAAAUGAUGAUACCUUGGUUGGAAAAGCUGAUGAGAAAGUCAGUGAACACCAUUCCCUGCAAGCAGAAUCCAUGAUCACGUCCAUUGGAAAUCCAACACAAGUUUUGAAAGUUAAAGAGACGUUUGGGACUUGGAUAAGAGAGUCUGCUAACAAGAGUGAUGAACGGAUCUGGGUGACUGAACAUUUUUCAGGCCUCAGGGUGAAGGAAUUCCAGGACCAGCCCUCACUGCUGAACGGCAGUUACACGCUCAUCCACCUCCCGUACUAUUUCCAUGGCUGUGGGCACACCGUUCACAACAACUCUCUCUACUACCACAAAGGAGGCUCCAACACCAUAGUGAGAUUUGAAUUUGGCAAAGAGACAUCCCAAACUCUGAAGCUUGAAAAUGCCUUGUAUUUUGAUCGAAAAUACCUCUUUGCAAAUUCCAAGACGUACUUCAAUUUAGCUGUAGAUGAAAAGGGCCUUUGGAUUAUCUAUGCUUCCAGUGUGGAUGGCUCGAGCAUCCUUGUCGCACAGCUGGAUGGGAAGACCUUCUCUGUGGUGCAGCACAUCAACACCACGUACCCAAAAUCCAAGGCUGGCAACGCCUUCAUUGCCCGAGGGAUCCUCUAUGUCACGGACACCAAAGAUAUGAGGAUAACAUUUGCCUUUGAUUUGUUAGGAGGGAAACAGAUCAAUGCAAACUUCGAUUUAAGAACUUCCCCAUCUGUUCUUGCCAUGUUAUCAUACAAUAUGAGAGACCAGAAUUUAUAUUCUUGGGAAGAUGGCCAUUUAAUGCUUUAUCCUGUACAGUUUUUGUCAGCUACAUUAAACCAGUGA
Molecule: messenger RNA, 1647 nt
Organism: Mesoplodon densirostris (Blainville's beaked whale)
Lineage: Eukaryota; Metazoa; Chordata; Mammalia; Artiodactyla; Ziphiidae
Gene: GLDN
Product: gliomedin
Exons: 10
Coding region: 1-1647 (548 amino acids)
Biological process (GO): signal transduction
Cellular component (GO): cell surface
Source: RefSeq, a predicted model, not a curated record